This is a messenger RNA of Monodelphis domestica (gray short-tailed opossum), 3855 nucleotides long. The record is from RefSeq and is a predicted model, not a curated record. NCBI's taxonomy places the organism in Eukaryota, Metazoa, Chordata, Mammalia, Didelphimorphia, Didelphidae.
ACUUUUUUUUUGGGUGCCUCAGCCGCGACCCCUCCGCGCGGAUGUCCCCAUUCCCCGGAGCGACAGCAGCCGCUUCCUAACCUGGAAAGAGGAAUGCCAGCUCCUGAGCAGACCCCUUUGGUGGAGGAGGGGCUGCAACAAACUAGCCAGGAAGCCUCUACAGACCCAGGCAUGGAACCAGAAACUACAGCCACUACCAUUCAUGCCUCUGUGAAGGAGCAGGAGCUUCAGUUUCAACGACUCACCAGAGAGCUGGAAGUGGAAAGGAAAAUUUUUGCUAGUCAGCUAGAAAGAUGUAGGCUUGGAGCAGAAUCACCAAGCAUUGCCAGCACAAGCUCAACUGAAAAGUCGUUUCCUUGGAGAUCAGCAGAUGUGCCAAAUACUGGAGUAAGCAAACCUAGAGCUUCUGACACUGUCCAUCCCAAUAUAUAUCUUAUCAGGACAGAAGCAGAACAAGGGACUCUUUAUUCACCAGAGCAGACAUCUCUCCAUGAAAGUGAGGGGUCAUUGGGAAACUCAAGAAGUUCAAGACAAAUGAAUUCUUAUUCUGACAGUGGAUACCAGGAAUUAGGUAGUUUCCACAAUAGCCAGAACUUGAGCAAGCCAGAUAAUAGACAACAGCAUUCAUUCUUAGGCUCAAGUAAUAACCAUCUGGUGAGAAAUUCAAGAGCUGAAGGACAAACUUUAGUCCAGCCUUCUGCAAAUAUUACCAGUCGAACCAUGAGAAGAGUUAGUUCUGUUCCAUCUAGAGCACAGUCUCCUUCUUAUGUUAUCAGUACGGGCAUUUCUCCCUCAAGGGGGUCACUGAGAACUUCUUUGGGUAGUGGAUAUGGCUCUCCAUCAGUGACUGACUCCAGACCCCUGAAUUCAAAUGUGUAUUCAUCUACUACGUUACCUGCCCAGCGAGCAGCAUCUCCAUAUGCCACACAGAGACCUGCUUCUCCCACAGCCGUACCACAGGUUGGUUCAGUCACAUCAAGGCAGACAACUAACCCCAAUGGAACAGCUUCUCAAUAUCAAACAGCAGUUAGAGUGGGUUCACCUCUAACCCUGACUGAUGCACAGACUAGGGUAGCUUCUCCAUCCCAUGCCCAGGUAGGCUCAUCUUCCCCAAAACGCUCUGGAAUGACUACAGUUCCACAACAUCUUGCAUCAUCAAUACAAAGAACUAUUCAUGAUAUUGAACAAUUUGGACAACAACAAUAUGAUAUUGAGAGGAUGGUUCCACUUCGUCCAGACAGUCUCACAGGCUUGAGAAGUUCCUGUGCUAGUCAGCAUAGCCAGCUUGGACAAGAGCUGCAUUCUGCUGUAUCUCCUGACUUGCACGUCACUCCUAUAUAUGAAGGGAGAAUUUAUUAUAGUCCUAUAUAUCGUAGUCCAAAUCAUGGAACUGUUGAACUCCAAGGGUCCCAGACAGCAUUAUAUCGCACUGGAUCAGGUGUUGGAAAUCUAAAAAGGUCAUCCAGUCAGCGAAGCACUCUUACAUACCAAAGAAACAAUUAUGCUCUAAAUACAACAGCUACCUAUGCGGAACCCUAUAGGCCAAUGCAGUAUCGAAUGCAGGAGUGCAAUUAUAACAGACUUCAGCACACAGCACCAGCUGAUGAUGGAACAACCAGAUCACCAUCCAUAGAUAGCAUUCAAAAAGAUCUCAGGGAAUUUGCUUGGCGUGAUCCUGAAUUGCCUGAAGUCAUUCACAUGCUACAACAUCAGUUUCCAUCAGUUCAAGCAAAUGCAGCGGCCUACUUACAACAUCUGUGCUUUGGAGAUAACAAAGUGAAAACUGAGGUAUGUAGAUUAGGAGGAAUCAAAUAUCUGGUUGACCUUUUGGAUCACAGAGUUUUAGAAGUUCAAAAGAAUGCUUGUGGUGCACUACGAAAUCUUGUUUUUGGAAAAUCUACAGAUGAAAAUAAAAUAGCAAUGAAAAAUGUUGGUGGGAUACCUGCCCUGUUGAGAUUGUUAAGAAAAUCUAUUGAUGCAGAAAUAAGGGAACUUGUAACUGGAGUUCUCUGGAACUUGUCUUCAUGUGAUGCAGUAAAGAUGACAAUCAUUUGAGAUGCUCUAUCAACUUUAACAAACACUGUGAUAGUUCCACAUUCUGGGUGGAAUAAUUCUUCCUUUGAUGAAGAUCAUAAAAUUAAAUUUCAGACUUCACUAGUUCUACGUAACACUACUGGUUGUCUGAGAAAUCUCAGUUCAGCUGGUGAAGAAGCACGGAAACAAAUGAGGUCCUGCAAAGGCUUGGUGGAUUCCCUGUUAUAUGUGAUCCACACAUGUGUGAACACUUCUGAUUAUGACAGCAAGACUGUGGAGAACUGUGUGUGCACAUUGAGAAACCUGUCAUUAUUAGAAUUAGAAGUACCUCAGGUACGACUGCUGGGAAUAAAUGAAUUGGAUGACUUGUUGGGAAAAGAAUCUCCCAGCAAAGAUUCUGAACCAAGUUGUUGGGGGAAAAAGAAGAAGAAGAAAAAGAGGACUCCGCAAGAGGAUCAAUGGGAUGGAGUUGGCCCUAUACCUGGAUUUUCUAAGUCUCCUAAAGGUGUUGAAAUGUUAUGGCAUCCAUCUGUAGUAAAGCCAUACCUAACACUUCUAGCAGAAAGUUCCAACCCAGCUACUUUAGAAGGUUCUGCAGGAUCGCUCCAGAAUCUUUCUGCAGGAAACUGGAAGUUUGCUGCAUAUAUACAAGCUGCUGUCUGAAAACAAAAAGGUCUUCCUAUUCUUGUAGAACUUCUGAGAAUGGACAAUGAUAGAGUUGUGUCUUCUGUGGCAACUGCUCUGAGGAAUAUGGCAUUAGAUGUUCGUAACAAGGAGCUUAUAGGUAAAUAUGCAAUGCGAGACCUAGUAAAUCGUCUGCCAGGAGGCAAUGACCCAAGUAUCUUGUCUGAUGAGACCAUGGCAGCAAUCUGCUGUGCUCUGCAUGAGGUCACCAGUAAAAACAUGGAGAAUGCCAAAGCCCUGGCUGACACUGAAGGAAUCAAAAAACUAGUGAACAUUACCAAAGGGAGAGGAGACAGAUCAUUCCUCAAAGUGGUGAAAGCAGCAGCCCAAGUAUUGAACACAUUAUGGCAAUAUUAGGACCUGCGGAGCAUUUAUAAAAAGGAUGGAUGGAAUCAAAAUCAUUUUAUUACACCUGUAUCAACAUUAGAGUGUGAAAGAUUCAAAUCACACACUUCCCUCUCGACAACCAACCAACAGAUGUCACCUAUCAUUCAGUCAGCAUCCACAGCUGUAUUAUAGCCAAGAUGACUCCAACAGAAAAAACUUCGAUGCAUACAGAUUGUAUUUGCAGGCUCCUCAUAGCUAUGAAGACCCUUAUUUUGAUGAUCGAGUUCACUUUCCAGCUUCUACUGAUUACACAACACAGUAUGGACUGAAAUCAACAACGAAUUAUGUAGACUUUUAUUCCACUAGAUGACCUUCUUAUAGAGCAGAACAGUAUCUGGGGUCACCAGACUCCUGGGUGUAGCAUCAUGAAGCUCAGUAGAGGAAUUCUUUUCUUCCUAACCAUGUUUCAGGUAAGAUGGAGAGAAAAACGUUUGCUUAUUUGAUGGUGAAACAUGCAAGUGAAAUGGAAAAAACAAGGGGAAGAGGUGUUUUGUUUUCCUUUAAGGAAUUAUCAGAAAAGUGAGGAAAGCGUUGGAAGAGAACUUUGUAGCUCUGCUUAGGUAUUAGUUCUAAUUUCCUUGAAGUUCCUGUAGUGUGGUGAAGGUGUCGGCAAUGUGAUGAAAGAUUGAGAAAUGGGAAAAAUGAGUGGGGAGAAUGUGUAGAUCAAAUCAAAUUACAGAUGAUUUUUAUGUGAAUAAAGUCAUGUUCUGAUAGUUUGUACAGAAAAAAAAAUGGAUGCCCUUAUUUUAU